Microplitis demolitor is the source of this 6364-nucleotide messenger RNA. It is a transcript of the gene Rab3-GEF, whose product is annotated as MAP kinase-activating death domain protein. The record is from RefSeq and is a predicted model, not a curated record. Gene Ontology annotation, biological process: regulation of apoptotic process; regulation of Rab protein signal transduction. The coding region runs from base 331 to 5832 and encodes 1833 amino acids. The transcript is spliced from 23 exons. NCBI's taxonomy places the organism in Eukaryota, Metazoa, Arthropoda, Insecta, Hymenoptera, Braconidae. Gene Ontology annotation, molecular function: guanyl-nucleotide exchange factor activity. Gene Ontology annotation, cellular component: cytosol.
UCAAGUCGACGACAUUCAAAGCUAGACUAUUUUUUAAAUAUAUAUAUUUAUACAUAUAUAUAUAAGUAAUUUCCUAUAAUAUGUCAUAAGAAUAUAAUGACAGAGGGAUAGUAUUGAUUUUCAUCUUAACUCAAUUUAAAAAGACAAGACAAUUUAUUACAUUUCUUCUUGUCAGUAGUUCGUAUUCUUCUCGCUCAUAAUUAAAUCACACUAUGAGUACACUAAUUAGCUUAUUAAAUAACAAUAAUUAUUCAAGCAAUUAUCUGUCAACUUGACGUUAAACCGUUCAAAUAAUAAAUAAUUAAUUUUUUAUAAAUAUUAUUUAACAAAAUGGACGUACAGAAAAAAUUUUUGUGUCCAAGACUGGUUGAUUAUUUGGCUAUCGUUGGAACUAAAGCACCACCAGUUUCACGACAACCUGUUCAGUUACCGGAAUUAUUACGUCGCUAUCCAGUUGAAGACCACAAAGAUUUUCCAUUGCCGCUGGAUAUGGUUUACUUUUGUCAACCAGAAGGUUGUUCAAGUGUUGGGCCUAAAAAAAGUGCACAGAAAGAUUCAACAUCAUUUACAUUUACUCUCACUGAUAAAGAUUCUGGUAAAACUCGUUACGGAAUAUGUGUUAAUUUUUAUCGACCAAUUGAACGCUGUACGUCUGCAUCCGGGUCUAAUAACGUCUGGAAAAAAAAGGACAAAAAUGACAUUAAGUUACGUAAAGAAAGUUGGCGUAGGAGUAUGGAGCGUAGCACUGAUUCAGCGUUUUCGAGUGACCACAGGAGCAGCGUAAUUGGUCCCAGUGAUUCUGAAAGAGAAUUCCCAAGUCGUAGAGGAUCUGAUACACCAUUAGCCAGUAGGGCUCCUCGCUUGGGAAUAACUGCACCGAGUUGCGACAGCGAAAGUGGUGGAAGUCAUUCGCCGUCACCUCGAGCUUCUCGUCGACGUCAAAGGAUAAGAAAUCAUUCAUUAACUUCAUUAUGUAUUAUUUCUCACCAUCCAUUUUUUUCACGUUUUCGUGAAUGUUUGUUUGUGUUAAAAAAACUUAUUGACGCUUGUAAUGAAAAUGCGUUGCCGCAAAAAGUUGGAGCAUCACGACAGACAAAUAAAGACACUGUCUGGAGUGUACUGACGUCGCAAACCUUCCAAGGAGCUUCAUCACUCGUAUUACAUGACGUACGUGAAAUAGAAACCUGGAUUUUGCGAUUACUCAGUGCCCCAGUUCCAGUUCCUGAUAAAACGCGGGUAGAACUUGAAAUUUUAUCACCACAAGUUCCGGCUUUAUGUUUUGCUCUGCCAGAUCACACGCGUUUUUCUCUUGUUGAUUUUCCUUUACAUCUUCCAUUAGAACUUUUAGGCGUUGAAAUUUGUCUAAAAGUCCUAACAUUAAUUCUUCUAGAACAUAAGAUUGUCCUCCAGUCAAGAGAUUACAAUGCUCUCUCAAUGUCCGUAAUGGCAUUCGUUACAAUGAUUUAUCCAUUAGAAUACAUGUUCCCAGCUAUUCCGCUACUGCCGACGUGCAUGAGUUGCGCUGAACAAUUACUAUUAGCACCAACGCCUUUUGUCAUCGGAAUACCCGCCACCUUUUUGAUGUACAAAAAAAAUUUUCGUAUGCCAGAUGAUAUUUGGCUAGUCGAUUUAGACAGCAAUAAAAUAGUUCCACCAAGUGGUCAUCAUGAGACAAUACCUCCGCUUCCGGAACCCGAAGGCACUAUUUUAAAAAAUCAUCUCAAACAGUCAAUGCAAUUAAUGGAUCAAGCCGGCUCUAAUAAUAUAAAUAUGGGGUCAAAUCAGUUAUCAUCGAAAACAUCUCCGCAGUCUGGAGUGCCGUCUCCAAGCCGCAGAGAAAGCUCAGCAUCUCAUCAAUCAACUCUAAGUGUGAUACCUUCAUCGCGACAUAGACCUAGUGUAGAUCAAGGAAACUCAUCACAACAUAGUCCAAUAAGUUCCCCUGGAGCAUCAACAGCAUCGAGCCCGAGUCGUUUGUCAUUCAGUAGCCCGGUUGGAGCAAAACCAACCAAUCAAUCUCAGCAGCAGCAACAGCAACCGUUCAACCCUUUCAUUUACGGCAAUGAUGUGGACUCAGUUGAUGUGGCGACACGUGUAGCGAUGGUCAGAUUCUUUAAUUCGCAGAAUCUACUAGCGAAUUUCACGGAACAUACUCGCACACUAAGACUUUAUCCCCGUCCAGUGGUUGCGUUUCAGAUAAAUUCAUUUUUACGAUCACGCCCAAGGACAAGUGAAUUCUUGGAUAAAUUUGCUCGAACCCAAGCCGUUGAAUUUUUAGCAGAAUGGUCUCUGACUCCAAACAAUGUUGCAUUUUUGCGAGUCCAAACUGGCGUAUUUGAUCCAGCGCAAAUUGGAGACAAGGCUCGUUGGUUUGCUGAUUCAUUGGAGCCUAUUUACUUUUCUGUAUGGGAUGCUUCGAACUCUCUUAUCAAUGCUAUAAAAUCGCUCGAGGAAAUGGAAAACCAACCGACAGAUGAAAGCGGAUCUGAUUCUGAAGGCGCUGAGAACACUAGUUCAUCUUAUUCAUCUUUAUCUGACUUUGUUUCGGAAAUGGCUUCAUCUGAUUUAUCACCCAGUAACAAUCAUUCACAAACAACCCAGCAUCAAAUGUCAUUGUCAGUGGAUCCUAAAAAUCUUUACAAUCCUCCAGACUCAUUACAGUAUCCCGGUAAUGAAGAAGAUACAGCAGCACGCCCUGAUAGUCCAGCAAGUACUUCUUCUAGUCACAGUGAUCUCAGUAGUCCAAGUUGCAAUCGAGACUCUGAACUUGAACUUAAUCCGAAAGCUCAAGAAAUUUUUCAAGUUCCAAAAAAUAUGCCGCCGAUUAUUCCAAGUCUGGAACGACAACCGAGUAUUGGAAACGUCAUGGACCGGACUCCGAGUAUAACUGGGACCGGUCCACUGCUACCUCGUCAAAUGAGCAUCGGAGAUAAUUCACAACGUAGAUCUAGUCUAGCUGGAAGUCCCAAAGUAAACGAACGCUCACCAGCUUCACCAGUUAAUCCAAUCACUCGACAGAGCAGCGACAAAAUUGACGGCAACGGUGUACUCAGACAGUCAUCUCAAGGAUCGUUAUUUGAACAAAUAGCUUCUCAGGCCAAAGAUUUGGUUCGUGAAACCACAAGACAAAGUAGCCAAGACGGUAUCUUAGCUCACAUGGACAAGCUGAAGAUUCAAGCGAAAGAAAAAAUAAACGAAGCAGGAGAAGACAGUCUUUUUGCUCCUCUUGAACAUCUGACACAACAAACGAAAAAAGCUGUAGACGGCGCAACAAAGUCUGUGCAAGAAGCUUCGAAAUCAGCUUUAGAAGCUAGCAAGACCGCUGCUGGUGUCAGUAAAAAUACUCUUGACGAUUUGACUUACGUGGGAAAAAGUACUUUUGGGGAUUUAACUAAAAGUGCUAAGGAAGCAACCAAGAAAGGUCUAUUGAAGAGCUUGGGUGAAUCUCAACAGUCUUCAGAACAAAUACCCCAGUCAUCACGCCAAUCACUUAAACGUGAUUCAUUGAACACCCAGUUAGUAGCGUCAGAAUCACGGGGUGGUCGACGAGAUCUUGGUCGUGAUUUUUUCAGUAAUGUCAGCAAUGAUAUUAAUGGAAUAGCCGCUCAAACGAGCAAUAUGUUCAGUGAUUUAUUCGGUAGUAAAAAUAAUUCAAAUCGCAAUAGUAAUAAUUUAUUAUCGGGAGCUCAGAAGGUCAAAGAUAAAUCGUCAAUGCCGUCAUUUAGUCCAUUUAAGCGCGGGAAAGGUGGAUUAAUGGAUAAAUCAUCAUUAAUAAAGCACACUAGCAAUAGAAAUGACGCUGAGGAUAUUCAAAGAGCGCAAAACAACGAGCGAACAAAUACAAACAAUGACAAUCAAGCUUUUAUUACUGAAGUUAUUAAUCAAGUUCUCGCUGGUGAGGGAAUUGGUUAUUUCAAACUUAAUAGAUUAAAGAAACUUAUGGAAGAUGAAAGUUAUCGAGACGUUGUCGUCACUAAAUUAAAUCGCGGUAUAAAUCGUAAAAUAAGUCCUGAUGAUCACAUUGACGACGUCUGUAUAUCGCGGCCAAUUUAUAAAGGAAUGCUAAUGUGCCUUCAAGCAGUGGCCAGUGGUUUAGCUCAUACUUAUCAUAAUUACGGCCUCGGUGGUAUGGCAUCGGUAUUUCAAUUAAUGGAAAUUGCUCAUACACACUAUUGGAGUAAGGAUCUCACUGAUGGAGGAUAUGAAGCGCCUCUGCUAUUACAAGCAAGCUCAUUUGAAAGUCAUGAAAAUUUACGGUCUAACUUGACUAAUAAAUCAGAACUGGUUGACGUCACCAAAACACUAUCAUCACAGCAUUUACAUGAUGGAUCACAAGUUCACUUGGAAAUAUCACAUGCAGUAUCGCCGUCGUCUGCCAGUGACAGUAAUCAAUCGACGGCAGAUUUAUUUCUUGAUAUGUUUUCAAAAAAAGGAAAAUUAUUAAGUAAACUGGCGUCUUUUGAUUCUGAAAGUGGUAGUCGUACGACGCAUGGGUCAUCGAUUAUUAGUUCAAGUGAUACAUCGGAUAAUAAAAACGCGCUAUCAAACCAUCCAGCAUUCCGACAGUCUCAUCAGUCAACAUUAUCGAUACGUAGUGCUGUAUCGGACAGUGAAGUUGAGCAGGGUAAUAAUCGUAAUGAAAAACGAGGUAGUAUUUGGUCAAGUAAAUCAUCUUUAAGUGCUGGGUUUCGUUAUCACGGCGGGAAUUUAUUGCCAACUACUACGACACCUAGUCCAGAAGCUGCGAGAACUUAUUUAUUUGAAGGUCUGUUGGGUAAAGAAAGAUCACGACUAUGGGAUCAAAUGCAAUUUUGGGAAGACGCGUUUUUAGAUGCCGUAGCACAAGAACGUGAUAUGAUUGGUAUGGAUCAAGGGCCAGGUGAAAUGAUGGAAAGAUAUAAAAGUUUGAGUGACAGUGAACGUCGUCGACUAGAACACGAUGAAGAUCGACUACUGUGUACAUUAUUACAUAAUUUAACAGCAAUAUUAGUAAUGCUUAAUGUAGAAAAAGUAGAACUUAAACGAAAAAUUCGUCGGUUGUUAGGUAAAAGUCAUAUCGGUUUAAUAUACAGUCAGGAGCUUAAUCAAUUACUCGAUCAAAUUGACAACUUGCACGGGAACGAUAUCGAUUUGAAGCCACUGACGUCUCGACAAAUGCAUAGACAAUCGUUUACCGUCCAUGCUGGUACAGAUGCCGAAGGCGAGUUACGUUUUCUAGAAGUUCGGCAUGAUGGAUUAGUAUUACGAUCGGUAAACGGUGUAAUUGUCGAGCGUUGGUGGUAUGAACGCUUAGUUAAUAUGACAUGUAGUCCCAAAAAUAAGGUAUUAUGUUUAUCUAAACGUAAUGGCGACCAGUUGGAACUGCAUAAUUAUUAUACGAAGAAAAGUAAGGAUCUUUACUACUGUAUAAAAGAUGCGAUUGAAAAAGCAGCAGCUCGCGGUCGAGCUAAUCUAGGAGUUGAACUGGGUGACGAAUUUCCAGUGCAAGAUGUCAAAACCGGGGAAGGCGGAUUACUUCAAGUAUGCAUUGAAGGUGUGGGAUUAUUAUUUGCCAAUAGCAAGUUCUUCGUGAGGUUUGAACAUAUUCGAAAAUGCUUCACUCAAAACGGGGGCAUUUUUGUACUUGAAGAAUUUAAUCCUAAGACACGACAAAUAAUUCAGCAUAAAUAUUUAUCAUCGAUGGCAAGAGAAAUAUGUUAUGCAGUCAUAUGUGUAUUUUCUUAUUUGGCAACGGGACUAAAACAACGUAAAUUAUCAAGACAAGAGCAAGAAUCGUUAUCAAAUACUGGUGUCACUAUAAAAGAAAGAAAAAUAAAACAUACCGACAAUUAAAACAUAAAUUAUUUUCAUCAAACAUACGAAUCUUACAGCAAUUAAUAAUAAAUUUAAAAAAACAUAAAUUGAUUUUCAAUAAACUUAACAAUCACUAAUUAAUAAUUGUUGAUAUUUAUAAAUAAAUUGUAAAUAACAAGUAUAUUUAAAAUAAUAGUUUCGAGCCAAAGAAAUAGUUUUAAAUAAUUAUUUUUUAUUAUUUUUAGUCCCUUGAAUAUUUAAUGAGUUGUAACUUAACAAGCAAUACCCGUAUGAGUGCCUAUGUGAUAAAUUAAUAACAAUAACGUUUUUUUUUCUAAUUUAAAAUGCAAUUUCUUCUUAUACCAAAUAUAAAUUAGUAUUUUAUUGUUUGUUUAUUGACCUAAAUGUUUUAUCUAACGAAGAAAAUUAUUGUUGAUAUUUUAUUUGUAUAACGACCGCCUGAUUAUAAAUGAAAAUCAUAAAUUUAUGUAUAAUAAUAUAUUGUAAAAAAAAAAUUAAAAAAAACUAAUAAGUUAAAAAAGAGUAAUAACUAUCGAUAGAGAAUGAAACA